Bombus huntii is the source of this 4571-nucleotide messenger RNA. It is a transcript of the gene Ube4B, whose product is annotated as ubiquitin conjugation factor E4 B. Gene Ontology annotation, biological process: protein polyubiquitination. Gene Ontology annotation, molecular function: ubiquitin-ubiquitin ligase activity. NCBI's taxonomy places the organism in Eukaryota, Metazoa, Arthropoda, Insecta, Hymenoptera, Apidae. Gene Ontology annotation, cellular component: ubiquitin ligase complex; nucleus; cytoplasm. The record is from RefSeq and is a predicted model, not a curated record. The transcript is spliced from 8 exons. The coding region runs from base 567 to 3878 and encodes 1103 amino acids.
GGUUUCUACACUUACCGCUGUAAAUCAUAGAGGGCAUAACGAAACUUGUGAUUUUUUUGCACGAUCGAUAUUCUAGAACAUGUGACACAAAGUUCCAUAAAGUGUUAGGUCUGUCCUGUAUACAUAUCUGGUUUGUGUUAUAACAUCACAAGUUGUUUAGUCAGUCUGUAGUGUAGUUGCUGAUCAUUUUACUACUACAACGAUGAAUUUCUCUCGAUUCUUGGUAAUGGUCUACUGCGCAACCGGCAAAACUGCGUUGACGAAACUGUAGUUACCAUUAUCAAUGCGAGAGAGCGUUCUAUCGUAUAUUAGUUGCUCAGCUGUUUUGAAGAAUCGACGCAGCUUAACAGUGAUUAUCCGUAACGCAGUGUAGAAUUGCUGCUUUCACGUCCAAACGCAAACAGAUGUGGAGUGGCUGUCCAAAUUUUUGACGUAUCUCGUUUACGAUUCUCUGAACAAGCGAAUACAAUUUUUCUAUAGAAUUUUUAUAACACCAGCGACCGUGGGGAUCACAGUUGAUCGUGUCAGAGGUUAGAGAGAUCAAAAGAAAAAAUAAAGAAAUCGCCAUGAGCGAGUUAAGCCAAGAGGAAGUAAGAAGAAGACGUAUGGCUCGUUUAGCGGGCUUAGACAGCUUCAGUUCAACAGUCAAUUCAAAUCACAAUAAUGAUCCAGUUUCUCCAAAUACACCGGGUCCAUCUAAAACAUUUACAGAACAAAUAAUAUCACCACUGAAACAACAACAAUUUCAAAAUCCUGGAGUACCAAUGGAGAUAGAAGAAAGUAAUAACAAGCAAUGUAGCAGUUCUGGUGUUGAUAUAGAUUCAGGGAUUGAAAAUAUGGAAGUUGAAGAGCCUGAUAGAAAAGAAUUAAAACCAAGAUCACGCACUACAAGUUCCAGUACAGAGGUAACUACAGAACAAAUACAUGCAGUUAUAUCACGUGUACUACGCAUAUCGUGGAAAGAACCAGCAGAGGGUUGUAUAUUUUUACCACAAACAGCAACAUAUGCGUUAUCAACAAAACUCGUUGAUGCCACAGAGAUUAUAAAUCAAGCAUUAAUGGAGGUUUUAUGCAUGUUUAUGAGGGAUGAGGAUCCUUUAAAAGAAAUUAAUAUAGACACCUCCUCGGAUAGGGAAGAUAGUCCAAAUAGUCAAACAAGUCCAUUACAAAGUCCGGUCACAACAUUUUGCCGUUGUGAUAUUUGUUGUAAGUCGUCGCAACCUAAAAGUCUCAUUUAUUUACUAGACUGCUAUUCAAGAGUUGCGAUUGAAGAACGAAAUCACCCAAAGAAAUCGAGUACACCACCACUGUCUGAUGUACUAGCUGUUCUAAGGGCACAGUGUGUUCAGUAUUCCAGUCUUGUACUACAAGGCCUAGUUGGUAUUUCUCAGUCUUCAACCACAUACCCGUUAUCCAUGACACCUCUUCUGUACCCAGUACUUUCGCAAAGUUUACCUCGUGGUUAUUUACACGAGCUUGUUGCGAGAACGCACACAAAUGCAGCAGUAUGUAAUAAAAUUUUUACACCACUCUUACAAGGCUUGUAUCUUUCGAUGCAGCAAGCCAGUUUAAUUAGGAAUACGCAUCGAAGACCGAUUGAAGCAUUAGAAGAGUUAAUAGAAAUUUGUUGUGGACCGAGUAGUAAUGUACGACCAAUCUGUCGUUUAAUCGUUCAUCAAAUUCAAUUUUUACCUGACAUUAUGACGUCGGCCGCUGGUAAAGAAAUUACAACAACGUCUCUCCUUGGACCGUUUUUGUCGGUUUCUGUGUUCGCAGAGGAUCAACUGGACAUGGCUGAAACAUUCCUCAGUGGUAAUCUGUUCGUCAAUAAAUCGAUAACUUUAACGUUACAACAAGAAUUAGAAAGUAUCAGAACAUCACUCCAUAAGAUAUUUCAUGCGAUACUCGCGAGUAGUAACUGCCGUGAAGCUAUGUUAACAUACUUAGCAACAUUAUUACGUUACAAUGAAAAACGUGCUCAAAUACAAACGGAAGAAUUCUCUCUUGCCGGAGACGGAUUUAUGCUGAAUCUCUUGUCGGUGUUACAAAAGCUUUCUGUAAAAAUUAAACUGGACACGGUAGAUCCAUUGUAUCCGUUUCAUCCAGCAAGUUUUAUUGAAAUAAAGAACGAUACAAGGCUGAAACUUACGUGCCAAGAAGUUACCGAUUGGUUAAAACAUUUAGAAAGGACACACAAGUGGGUCGAGCCAAAGUUUCCAACACAAUGUUGGUUCCUUACUCUACAUUGUCACCACAUAGCGUUGUUACCGGCUUUACAGAAAUACCAGAGAAAGCUGAGGACUUUACGUGAUGUGCAAAAAAUGCUCGAUGAUCUACAAGCUACCGAACCGCAAUGGAAAGACAGCCCUUUCGCUAGCCGUAAUAAAGAAUUGAUAGAACGUUGUAAGGAACAAUUGAAACAUCUUGGCAAAUCUAAAGUAUACACAGAUGCUGGAUUAAUUGAUCCUGUUUUAUUGAGAAGGUGCUUGCACUUUUACAUAUCUGUAGCAGAGAUUCUGCUAAGUUUAUUGACACAAACUUCACCAGGAAAUCCUAUUCCCGAACUGCCUUUGCCUCAAGAGGUUCCACAAAAGUUCACAGCAUUACCAGAAUGGUAUGUCGAAGAUAUUGCAGAAUUUAUACUAUUUACUCUUCAAUUUUGCCCUGGUGUGAUAAUAAACAACAUGGAUAAUUCACUCAUUACAUGGUUACUUGUAGUAGUAUGUACUCCACAUUGUAUACGAAAUCCGUAUUUAAUAGCGAAAAUUAUUGAAGUAAUAUUUGUAAUAAAUCCCAACGUUCAGGGACGAACUGAAUCACUCCACGAUCAAGUAAUGGCACAUCCUAUAUCAAAAACGUUAUUAGCAUCAUAUUUGAUGAAAUUUUACACUGAUGUCGAAACGACCGGCUCUAGUUCAGAAUUUUAUGAUAAAUUUUCGAUUCGUUAUCACAUUAGUUUAAUACUGAAAUCUAUGUGGGAUAGUCCAGUCCAUCGCAAGUCGAUCAUUGAUGAAAGCAAUAAUGGGAAUCAAUUUGUGAAAUUUAUUAACAUGUUAAUGAACGACACCACAUUUUUACUUGAUGAAAGUUUGGAAUCGUUAAAGCGUAUUCAUGAAAUUCAAGAACUAAUGUCAGAUCUUAAAGCAUGGUCAGCGUUAUCCCGUGAACAACAACAUUCGCGGAUGAAACAAUUGGCUGCAGAUGAGAGACAAGCCAGAUCUUAUCUCACUUUGGCCAAGGAAACUGUUGCUAUGUUCCAAUAUUUAACAGAUGAUAUUACAGAACCAUUUUUGCGGCCAGAGUUAGUUGGAAGAUUAUGUGCCAUGUUAAAUUUUAAUCUACAACAAUUAUGUGGUCCUAAAUGUAAAAACUUAAAAGUAAGGAUACCACAAAAAUAUGGGUGGGAACCAAGAGCUUUACUAAGUCAAUUGGUCGACAUAUAUCUACAUCUUGAUUGCGAAAUUUUUGCCGCUGCUUUGGCUGCCGAUGAACGUUCAUUCUGCAUGGAGCUAUUUAUUGAUGCCGCAAACAAGUUAGAAAGAUCAGUAAUCAAAUCUAUCAUAGAGAUAGAAAGAUUUGUAGCGCUUGCGGAACGUGCUGCAGAUAUAGCAAGGGAUAAUCGUGCGCGUGAUGCAGAUUAUGGUGACGCACCGGAAGAAUUUCGAGACCCACUUAUGGACACACUCAUGGAAGAACCUGUUAAACUUCCGUCUGGUAUAGUUAUGGAUAAAGCAGUUAUUAUUAGACAUCUUCUCAAUAGUGCUACAGAUCCUUUUAGUCGACAACCUCUCAGCGAAGAUAUGCUUACACCAAUGCCCGAUUUGGAGAAAAGAAUAUCAAUGUGGAAACAACAAAAGAAAAAAUCGACAAAAAUAUAAAUUGUGAUCCUAAUACAAUAAUCAUUUUAUGGAAGCAUCACGAUAUUGUGUAGUUAAUAUUACUACAUGAUAUAUUGUACCAGCCCAUAGAUGUAUCACUCUGUGGUAAAUGAAUACAGUGCAAUGAUCUCGCUAAUGUGCAAAUAUUGCACUCAAUAAAUUUACAGUUUUAAUACAUUAAAACGUUAAACAGACUGCAGCUAGGUAACCGCCUGCACAUUACUCUUAAAGAAAGAACAGAUACUUUUAAAAAACUUGUAAAUAAUUGCUGGCUGAUAACAUCAGUAUCCAGAGAAAUUAAAAUCUUAUUUACAAACUUAGCACUUGUUCCUUUGUACGUUUUAAAUAUACGAGACUGCGAAUGAAAAAUUACAACAUAUGAUCGAUUAUAAGAAUAGUAAGUUAAGCAGAGUAGAAACAGGAAAGGUUAAUUAUUUAAACCCUUUCAUUUGAAAUUUGGUAAUUUAUGAACGGAUAUAAAAAAAAACAUUAUUUGAUGCAAAAUUUAUGUAAAUGAUUUAUACAAAAUAUUUAAAAAGUUGUUAUAAAAGCUUCUUUUUAAACGUUAACACGUAUUGCAUGAUGGAGAAAGAUAAUUUGCAGCGAUUAUGAUUCUUUUUAAAGAUGUACAUGGUAAAUGUAUCAUGCGUAUUCCUUCAAUAAAUUUCAUGAGUAAAGAUCUGUAUCUGUGUA